UGACGUCCAAACAAUGGCAGUCUUCUGUAUACGACAAAUUCCAUUCCUCUUUGAUUCCUCAGCUUAUCGUUGGAACUAAUUUAAUCGGAUAAAAUAACACUUUUGGUUCCAAAAUAGUCAUCAGGAUGUUCCGAAACACGUAGUGUUAACAGUGAGUUAUGGCUUUCUUGUGUCCCGUUCGCAUACGGCGAGGUAAAAAGAAGAAACCAAUUGGUAGCGAUAUCGAUAAAGACCUGUCAAGCAGUUUAGGUCUGAACCAUGGCAUGGGCCGUAUUACUGGUUCAGCCAGUAUCGAAACGCUGGUACGUGUGGGAAUCGAAAAGGAGCACGGUCUUAGCCCGGACAGUAAAAUGGUGGUCUUGCAUGACUUCACUCCAUGUGUAGACGACGAGUUGGAAGUAAAACGAGGACAGAUUGUAAACAUUCUGUACCGAGAGAAUGAUUGGGUAUAUGUGAUUGGUCAGGACACCAGGCAGGAAGGUUUCAUUCCGCAUUCAUAUUGUGCACCAUUCAACACGCAGCUGGCUGACUUGGCCAUUAAAAAGAAACUGCCACGUGACAUUUCUGUCGGUUUGGCUAAUAAUGACCUGACGGAUGGUAUACCGGACAUAAACAUUGACGUGAUUGAUGAUAGCACACCGGGACUAGUCGGACUGACAAACUCCCUCAAACACUCGCAGGCGAGUCUUAGCUCAGAGCCUGAUUUCUUGCCAUUUUCCAAGGACCCCAGUGGUCGUUACAUUGUUUUAUAUACUUUUAUUGCACGUGACGAAAAUGACGUCUCGGUUGAACGUGGAGAGUUUGUUACAGUGUUAAACCGCGAGGACCCAGAAUGGUUCUGGAUAGUGAGAAGCGAUGGUCAGGAGGGCUUUAUACCGUCAGGUUUUGUCUAUCCAGCAGAGAAUAUUCUACAGGGCCAAACAAAACAGAACAUGCCUGGAGGGAACGGAACCAGCAAUGCGGUUAAUGGGGGUACCAAUGAUGUCAAUACAAACAUGACGCAGAUGAACACUGGGAUAAAUAACCUUGGAGGAAACGGUGGAUCUAACCAGCCACAGCAGCAACCUGGAAUCGGGUCCGAUGAUCUGAGGUAUCAUGGAACGGAGCUCGUUAUGUUAUAUGAUUAUAAGGCUCAAGCUCCCGAUGAUUUGUCUGUCCGACGUGGCGAUUGGAUCUAUGCGGAUCUCAAUAACCAAACCGUCGAUGGAUGGCUCUGGGCAUAUGCACCGAAAACACGAAAGUAUGGUUUCAUUCCCAAAGCAUAUGCUCGACCACCAGCCAUGACAAGUUUGUAACGAACGCGAGGAAACAUGAAGGAAUUCGUUUUAAUAUUAUUUUUAAAAAUCGUUUAUUUUUUGUUUAUGGCAGAACGCAUUUCAAAUGUCUAAAUGGUCGGUGUUAAGUUAGACCGGACUAAGUCGCAUUAUCUUAAAAAAUGAGAUGAUUGCAAAAUUUCUUUAGCUUCAUUUUACUUUUACCAGAUUUGAAAUAUGUUAUAAUAAUUAUGACAAACAUUAGUUUCGAAUUAUAAUGUAAAGGAUGCUGCGAUUCAAACUUUAAACUCGUUUUUCUCGAAAUCAAUACCAUGUCACUUAGUUCGGUCUGACUUAACACCAACCAAAUGUUGUACUUCUCCUCUAUCAGACUGUAAGAUAAGACUAUUAUCGAAUCUUUUAAAUAUCUGUGGCAUGUGAAGACAUGUCAAUGUACUUAAUCAAAACAUUAUACACAUACAAUACUCUAUUAGAAACUAAUAAUUUUAUUAUAUUUUUAUACAUGAAAUAAAAGUAACAUUUUAUAGUAA
This is a messenger RNA of Topomyia yanbarensis, 1804 nucleotides long. It is a transcript of the gene Dlish, whose product is annotated as SH3 domain-containing protein Dlish. Bases 159 to 1295 code for a protein of 378 amino acids. The transcript is spliced from 3 exons. The record is from RefSeq and is a predicted model, not a curated record. NCBI's taxonomy places the organism in Eukaryota, Metazoa, Arthropoda, Insecta, Diptera, Culicidae. Gene Ontology annotation, molecular function: protein binding.